This is a messenger RNA of Eufriesea mexicana, 782 nucleotides long. It is a transcript of the gene Naxe, whose product is annotated as NAD(P)HX epimerase. The record is from RefSeq and is a predicted model, not a curated record. The transcript is spliced from 2 exons. Lineage: Eukaryota; Metazoa; Arthropoda; Insecta; Hymenoptera; Apidae. Gene Ontology annotation, cellular component: mitochondrion. Gene Ontology annotation, molecular function: NAD(P)HX epimerase activity. Bases 81 to 782 code for a protein of 233 amino acids.
UAUUAACGAGAGAAAUUAUCAACAAACCAUAAGAGGUUAUAAUAUUUUUCAUUUUAUAUUUAAAAUCAUACACUGUUGCAAUGAAAUACUUAAAUCAAACAGAAAGUAUCAACAUUGACAAAGAUUUAUUUGAGAAAUACAAAUUCAGUGUCGAUCAGUUAAUGGAACUUGCUGGCCAAAGUUGUGCUGUUGCUAUUGCUAGUACUUAUUCAUCACUUAAAAACUCUACAUACAAAAUUUUGGUUUGUUGCGGUCCAGGAAACAAUGGUGGUGAUGGACUUGUCUGUGCUAGACAUUUAAAACAAUUUGGAUAUUUCCCAGAAAUUUAUUAUCCUAAAAGGACAAAUAAUACAUUAUAUGAAAAUUUAUUACAUCAAUGUAUUGAAAAUGAUAUUCCUUUAUUGACAAAUAAUUUACAAAAUAUUGCUUCAGAGCAAUUGCAUCAGUUUGGUUUUAUAGUAGAUGCAUUAUUUGGAUUUAGUUUUAAACCACCUGUAAGGGAUACAUUUAUACCUAUAAUUCGUCUAUUAGAAAAUACCAAUAUUCCAAUUUGUAGUAUAGAUAUACCAUCAGGUUGGAGUGUUGAAGAUGGACCACCUGUAGACGGUGGAAUAAAACCAGAAAUGCUUAUAUCAUUAACAGCACCAAAAUUAUGUGCUCAAAAGUUUAAAGGAAAGUAUCAUUAUCUAGGUGGCCGAUUUGUACCUAAAAAAUUAGAGAAAGCAUAUAAUCUUAAUCUACCUGAAUAUACAGGAACUGACUUAAUUGUUCCAUUAAAUUAA